Leptopilina boulardi is the source of this 9137-nucleotide messenger RNA. RefSeq names its product AT-rich interactive domain-containing protein 4B (gene htk). Gene Ontology annotation, biological process: regulation of transcription by RNA polymerase II. Bases 440 to 6928 code for a protein of 2162 amino acids. Gene Ontology annotation, molecular function: transcription cis-regulatory region binding. NCBI's taxonomy places the organism in Eukaryota, Metazoa, Arthropoda, Insecta, Hymenoptera, Figitidae. The record is from RefSeq and is a predicted model, not a curated record. Gene Ontology annotation, cellular component: nucleus. The transcript has 5 exons.
AAUGUCAGAUAGAUUUUUGAGCGGUAAACGUCGAAUAUCAUGGAAAACAAUUGUUAUUGGUUUAAUAUUAACUUGACGCCGUUAUAAUAGUGAAAAAGUUAAUUUUCCAAUGGUGAAAAAUUAAAUAAAUUAAAAUUAACGGUUCAUGACGGUUACAUCACUGUCUCUUUCUCGAAUGUAAAUUCCGCCGUAUCGGGACGUGGUGGGAACCAGACGGGCGACGGAGUCGAGAGUUUACGCAUUCGUGUUGCUGCGAAGUGUACAAGUUUAUCGAGAAAAAAAAAGAGGAAAAAUAGUUCCUGAUUUUUAAGUGAAUUCCUCUAUGAGAAUUGUGUAAAAUUAAUUUUGCGGAAAGUAAAUUAUCAUUGAAGGUUGAUGUCUCGUUUGAGGCUUGGAUUUAAGACAUCUUGUAUUAUGGAGCUUGUAAAUCGUUAGAAGGAUGUUGGGAGACGAUCCACCUUAUCUAUCCGUGGGAACGGAGGUUAGUGCCAAGUACAAGGGUGCAUUUUGUGAAGCAAAGAUCAGAAAAGUUGUGAGAUCGGUAAAAUGUCGUGUAACCUACAAGCAAGGAUUGGGUACUGCAACAGUAACGGAUGAACAAAUAAAGGGAACAUUACGAGUUGGCGCAUCCGUGGAGGCACGACAUAAUGAUCGAAAAGAUUUUAUUGAAGCUACAAUAACAAAAAUUCAAGAUUGUAGCCAGUACACAGUUGUUUUUGAUGAUGGCGAUAUAACAACAUUAAGAAGAACUGCUCUUUGUUUGAAAAGUGGACGUCAUUUUGCUGAAAGUGAAACAUUGGAUCAACUUCCCUUGACGCAUCCUGAGCACUUUGGAAAUCCCGUUAUUGGCGGUAGACGAGGACGUCGUUCCCGACAAACACAAGAUGACAGCAGCGAAGACGAAGGAAGUCCACCGCGAGGUUCACAUGAUUCAGGAACAGGUGGUGAAGAAAAAGAGGGUUUGGAAAUUGAGCCAGAAAUUGGUCGUGUUGUUUGCGUGGAACUUGGUGAUAAGAAAAAAAAGGAUAAUUGGUUUCCAGGACUGGUUGUAGCGCCAACAGCACAAGAUACAGUGAGAAUUCGCGUUAAAGAUGAUUAUCUUGUACGCUCAUUUAAAGAUGCAAGAUAUUAUACAGUACCGAAAAAAGAAGCAACGGAAUUUACAAAAGAUUUAGGUAAUAAAGUUGAAAAUAGUGGAUUAAAAGUUGCUGUUGAAAAAGCACUUUUAUUUCUUGAAAAAAAUGAAUUACCACCACAUUGGGAUAAAGAUUCAUUAUUUGGAAAUUCUGUUUCAAGUGGUAAUAGCGAUUCUGAUGGUGAUAUUGAUUCAGAUAGUUCCGAUGAUGAGCCACGCGAAGAAAAAGAUCAUUUUGUUGCACAACUUUAUAAAUUUAUGGACGAUCGUGGUACACCAAUUAAUAAUUGUCCAAUGAUUGGUGAUGAGGAUAUUGAUCUUUAUCGUUUAUUUCGCGCUGUUUAUAAAUUAGGUGGCUAUAAUCGUGUAACUAAUCAAAAUCAAUGGAAAAUAAUAACACGUCGUUUAAGUUUUUCAAUGCAAAGCAAUCCUGCGACGCACAAUCUUGUUAAGCAAGCUUAUAAAAAAUUUUUGCAUUCAUUUGAAGAUUUUUAUAGGAAGUUAGGUUGCACAAUGGUUAAUCAUCCGCGUGGUAGUGUGAGAAAACAACGUCCUGGUCGUAGUUUGAUACGCGAUAAAGAUAGAAAUACACCAAUUCCACCUCAAGUUAAGACUGAAAAAGAAGAAGAUGAGAAGAAAGUUGAAGAAGAAAAGAAAGAGAAACGUGAAGUGAAGAAAGAAAUAAAAGAAGAGGAACCACCGCCGAAACCGGUGAAAAAGAAGGAAAAGGAAAAAGAGAAAGAGAAAGAAAAAGAGAAGGAAAAGGAGAAAGAAAAGGAAAAAGACAAUCAGAAAGUAAUUCAAGAGAAGGAAGAAUCAGAAAGUUUGAGUGGACAGGAAAGUGAUGUUAAUGUUGAAGAAGAGGAAUCGUCAAGUAGUGAAAAUUCUAAAAAAGCAUCACGAUACAAUUCUUUAAAUAGAGGUAAAGCAAAGGAGGAAAAAAAGCCACCAAAGGAGGAGAAAAAGAAAAUUCUCGAAAAGAAGAAAGUAGAAAAGAAACAAGAGAAAAAGGAAGAGAAACCAGAGAAAAAAGAGGAAGACACAACAAAAACGAGAACAAAAGCGAAGGAUGAAAUAACAAAAGGGAAAACAAUUAUUGAAACACGAGAAUCGAGAACUCCUUCUCGUGAAACAGAAAAGAAACAAUCAUUUACAAAGCAAAGACGUUUUACCGAGGAGGAAAUGAAAAAACGAGGACGUAAACGUAAAGAUACGGAUGGCGAAAAAACACGUAGCACCGAAGAACAAUCCGUCGAUUAUGCACCUUCUUAUAAAGGUCCCGUUGUAUUGGGCGAUAAAUUAAAAGUCUACUAUGGACCAAAUCACGAGUCAAAAGUCACAUACGAGGCAAAAGUCAUUGACCUUGAGAACGAUGACACAGAACCACUUUAUCUUGUUCAUUAUACAGGUUGGAAUACAAGAUAUGACGAAUGGAUCAAAAGUUCUCGAAUAGCUCAAAAUUUCACUCAAAGUCAAGGAAGAGUAAAACGAACAAAAACAGUAUCACGUCCACCAACACCGAGCGCAUCGGGUAAUAAUGGUAAUAAUAAAUCAAUAAAAACAGCCGUUACACCAGUUUCACAAACACGAAGACGUGCACAAAGUGUUGCACCAACGACACCAGGUACACCAACAAUGUUAAAGGAUUCAAAAACCACUGACUCAAUUGACAAAGACGAUACCGAGUCAGAUUAUCUUGUCGAUUACAGCGGUUGGAACACAGGUUUCGAUGAUUAUUUUAAAGCACAAGGUCGUGUGAAGAGGAAAAAAGCCUUUCCACGUCCAGCAACACCUGGACCAUCUUCAGGCAAUGGGAAAUCAACAAAAACAGCUGUAACGCCAGUUUCAUUAACUCGACGACGUGCCCAAAGUGUUGCACCAUCACCUGGAACAUCAAUGAAAAAAGACGAGAAUAAAGAGAGAUCGACAACUCCAAUUUUUGGUCCAAGUGUCAAGAGUCCAGCGACAACACCAGCUACUGGAAGAUUGAGUCGAGCUACACGCAAUGCCGAAAGUGGUAUUGAACUAAGACGACGAACAAGAAGAACUUCCGGUCAUACUGACGUUACUGCUGCAUCCGAGAGUGAUGAUACAGAUUCUUAUGAAUCGGAUGCAACAGAACCGGAACAAUUAAGACCGCCUUCUAAGGAAAAAGAAGAAGGCAAUCGACGUGAAGCAAAACGAAGAGCUGAAACAAAAAUAAAAAUGGAUGCCAGUGAAGGUGAGGAAGAAAAGGAAUUAUUACCAAUUGAAGAGCCACGACGUGGACGAAGACUGAGGAGAAAUUUAAAUAAAGUCACCGAAGUAAAAUCCGAACCCGAGAGCGAUGAAGAACAACCAAAGGGUCGUGAUUUUGAUUUAAAUCAAAUACGCUCUGAAUUAAAAGGUUUUGAUAAGGCCGUUAAAAUGGAAAUAAUGCGCGUUGAACCUGAAAUCGAGGAUGUUAAACCGCCUCUAGAACAAGAAAAACCAAACAUUCCAAGUCCAGAAAAAGUUGAAAAAAUAGAUAAAGUCGAGAAAGUAGAAAAAAUCGAAAAAAUUGACAAACUUAAGAAACUCGAGGAUGAAAAACAGGAGAAAUUAAAAAAAAUCGAGGAGGAAAAAGAGAAAAUAAAGAAACAAGAGGAAGAGAAAAUGAAAAAAAUUGAAGAGGAAAAAUUAAAAAGAAUCGAAGAGGAGAAAUUGGAAAAAAUAAAGAAAAUUGAAGAAGAAAAACAAAAGAGAAUUGAGGAGGAAAAAUUGAAAAAAAUCGAAGAGGAAAAAAUGGAGAAAUUAAAAAAAAUCGAAGAUGAUAAAAAAGAGGCAAUUAAACAAGAAAUUGAGACAAAAUCAAUAGAGAAUACAGAAGAUAUUUAUGAAUUUAAAGAACCAGAACCAUUUGAAUUUGAAGUUAGAAAUAAAUCCGGUGAUAAGGAUAAAAAGCGACGUGUUUUUGAUGAAAGUAUUAAAAGUAGUCCAAAGAAAAAGCAAAAAACUUCAUCGUCACCAAAAGAGAUAAAAACUGAUCACGAAAUUGAGAAUCGAAAGAAAAUUAGAAAACCAUUUAUGAAAAAAUUGGAUGAACCACCUGAGGAAAGUCGAACAAUUCUUCAAUCAUCAUGGAAAUGUGAGGAAGCUUUCGAUAAACUUUGCGAAAGUUCCUAUAAUCAAUCAUCAUCAUCAUCAACAACAACAACAACAAAAACAUCAAUUGUCGAAGAGACUAAAAAUCUCGAUCUUCUCUUCACUGAUUUACCAGGUGAUGAUGAUUCUGCUAUUGAUGAUCCCGAGGAUCGUUUAAUUAUCUCCGAAACUGAAACCGAAGAAAAUCUCUUCUCGUAUCAACAGGAAAUUUUCCCUCCCAAUAAUGAAAUGGUAAUUAAGGAAGAAAAACCAAAAACACCACCACCACCAAUACAAUUACCAAUUGUUGUUGAAUCAAAACCAAUUACUCCGGAAUUGAAAACAAUUAUAAAACCCUCAUCACCGAAAAUUGAAGUAAAACCACCGCUGGAAACAAAACCCCUCGAUUUUCCAUCUUUACCAUCAAAUUUACCAAUUGUUCCCAUACCAAUAAGCGCACGAUUACCUGUUACAUCGUCAAUUGAAGAAAAAUUAUCCGCAGCCGCCGCUUUUAGAAAUAAAGUCAAGGAACUCAAAAAAGAUGAUGAUCAAGAAUCUUCCAAAAAAACGUUACACUUUAAAGAAAAAGAAAUUUUAAAUCGCAAAUCCGAACUUAGACGAAAAGAAGAGAAAAAAAUUGAUGAGAAAAAAAUCGAUGACAUCAAAACAGAAACUGAAAUUCCUGAGGAAAAACCCGUCUCAAAAGUAAAGGAGGCUAUAGAUAAAAUUGAGAGAAGAAUUGAGAGUGAAAAUGCAGCAGCACAAAAAUUGGAUUUAAGAAAAUUUGUCGAGCAAAAAAAUCCAGAAAAAAUAGAAGAAAAAUGGAAAAAAGAAAAAUUAUUCCAUGAUGAGGAACAAAAAGGAUUAAAUAUUGAAUUUACAGAUUCAACAGAUAGUAGCGAUUCAGAAAGACGUUUAAUAAUCGACAAUGAUGUUGAAUUUAAUGAGGAGCCAAAAUUCGAAAUAAAAAUUAAUACCGAACAGCCACGAGGAAUUAAAGAACGUGGAGCAAUUGUAAAAAAUCCACAACAAGAAAGAACAACAACAAUUAUUAAAAAUCAAGAGAAAAUUAUCACCACAACAAAUGUAAAAUCAUCAUCAGAUCGUCCAAUUGUUAAAAAUCAAAUUAAAAAUCCACUUGUAAAAAAUCAAGAACCAAAAAUUGUUAAAACUCAAUUAAAAAAUCAAGAUCGUAAUAUUGUGAAAAAUCAAGAGAGAGUAAAAAAUCCCGAACGAUCAAUUGUAAAAAAUCCUGAAAGACCCCUUAUUAAAAAUCAAUUAGUCCCAAAAAUUAGAAACGAAACACAAGAAUUGAAAAAUGAUGCAAAAAAUCAAGAAAUCAAAAAUGAAUCAAAAGAUAUAAUUGUCAAAAAUCAGGUAUCGGUGGUAAAAAAUCCAGAGAGACCAUUAAUGAUGAAGAAUCAUGAACGAGGAUCGAGUUUGAAAUUAAAUCAAGAAAGAGUAGGAUUAAAAUUAAAUCAAGAGAGAAAUUAUGAAAAAAUACCGCAAAAGAAUAUUGAAAUUGAUGAUUCAAAAAUACCGAUUCAAAAUCAAGUAUUACGUUUACAACAAGCGGGACUACAGUGUAAAUUUAUACGCGCCGAUGAAGAAGGCGAAAAUUUAAAUUCAUUAUUGUGCGAGGAGGAAAUUCCAGGUUCACCAACACCUGGAAUUGAUAUCAUUGAUCAUGAAGUUCCGGGUACAUCGCACACAAUUCCAAAAGCAAAAAUUCCCGACAAUUCGAUUGUCCUAAUGGAAAUGCCAUUCGCGAGCGCUCCAACUUCGAGUCCAACAACAACUUGCGGAAUAUCAACAUUAAGCAAUAUUAACAUUUCAUUACCACAGAGUCAGAAUAAUUCCUCUUCAAUGAUUCCAGUUCAACAACAGGUACCAAUACCAAUUCCAAUUCAAAGACAAGAGAGCAAUGAAGCUGCACCGGUAAUGGAUAAUACACCACCAACGACACCUGAUUCAAGUAUCUCGAAUAUGUGCGAAUCGCCAAGAGAAGAAGGAACCGCGGGUUCAAGUCCAAUGUCGGAUGAUAAUAAUUUAAAGCAACAUCAUCAUCAUCAUCGUGAUAGUUCGGAAAUGGAGAAUGAUAAUGGAAAAAUUGCCGGAUUAAGUGAAGAUGAUGGAUCGUUGAUGAAUGUGGAAAGUGGUAAUACAACAACACAACCGGAAAGACCUUUAAAGCAAAUAAUGAAGAAAAUGGAUGAAUCGACAACAACGACGACGACAACAACAACAACAACAACAACAAAGAAGAGAAAACGAAAUCGAAGUCAAACGGAGAUGGGUAAUAAUUCAGGUAAAAAAUCACCGAGACAAUCGGGUAGACAUAGACAUGGUGCUGGAAGUGAUAGCGAUGAUACCAGCGAAGAAUCAAAUCAAUGUGGCAGUGCUAAUUCUAUUUCAACGAAUCAUAAUAAUGUCACAUUGACGGAGCUUAAUAGUUAUUCAUCGAGGUCGCCCAGGCCUACCAAGUACAAUUUCUUUGUAGAAUUAGAUCCUGAAUGGGAUGGAAGUCAAAGAAUAGCUGUUCUUCAACAAAAACUUAGUGAAUUACGAAAAACUUAUAAUGCAGUAAAAGUGGAAUUGGCAACAAUUGAGAGACGUCGAAAAAAGCUUAAAAGACGAGAACGAGAAGCAAUCAAAGCAGCCAAAGCAGAAAUGCAACAAGCGUGUUCGUGAUGAGAACCGAGCCAUGGGCGUCUCAGGAAACAAUUUAUGUACAGAACAACUUCCAGCAUUUGAAUAAUGGUAACCAUGUGAUUUGUGCAAACGCCUAGGAUUUAAUAAUUGAGCGAACUUUUAUCUAUUACUAUUAUUAUUAUUAUUAUUAUUAUUAUUAUUAUUAUCAUUAUCAUCAUCAUCGUCAAUCAUCAUCAUCAUCAAUGGUCUCGUGUCAGCUUAGAUAAGUAAUCCCAAUCCCUAUAGAAUCAGGUUUGUAGAUAUACUUAUAGUUAUAAAAAAAAAUAGGGGGAAAAAAUAAGUUUAAAAAUCAAUGUCGAAUUAGAGAAACACCCUUAAAUGCAAAAAAAAGUGCCAAAAUGUGGUCGAUAAAAAAAAAAGGAAAGAAAAAUUAUUUUCUCUACUCAAGAAAAAAGAUACGUUUCUUUUAGAAAAAAAAAAAAUAAAUUAAUUUUCUAAGUCGAUAGACAAUUUUUUUUUUUUGUGAUUAAUUUUUGUUUAUUUUGCAAUAUAAACUUUGCAAUAAUUAUUUUAUUUUGAAAAAUGUGAGUUUACAAAUUCAAUAAAUGCAUUUAAGGGUAGAAAUGUGUUUUUUUUUUUUUUUUUUUUUUUUUUAAUGAAUAUCAGGCGCAAAAUCGAGGUGAAAAAAAUAUUUUCGUCUAAAGCGCAUUUAUAAGGCUGAGAGAGUUUUACCGAGAGUUGUAAUUCUAUCUCUCAAUGUUGAGCCUUUUCGAUUUGAAAGGGAUGUCCUGUGCAAAAAGAGCUUUUCAACAUUAAUUAAUUAAAAAAAAAAAAAGAAAAAAAAUUGAAUAAAAUAAAAUGAAAUAUAGUUUACAUUCCAUUUUUUUACUAUUACUUUAUUCAAUUAGAAUAAAUUAAUAGUAAAAAAAAUGGAAUGUAAACAAUUGGAAAAAUAAAAAAAUUUUUGAUGAAAUUAAAUAUAAAAAAGAAAUAAUAUUAAAAACUAAAAUUAAACAAAAUAUUAAAUUAGCGACUAAUUGUAAAUAUAACAUAAGUGUUGUUAAAAUGAAGUUUAUGUUAAUUAUUUUGUAAAAGGUAAACAAAAAAAAAAAAAUUUACCGUGGUCGCUAAAUAAAUUUUAAAUAUCUUUUCUUUAAUCUAGAUAAUUAGAUUGUUAUUUAUUUAAUGAAAUGAAUCGUUUUAAAUUAUAUGAGAAAAUGAAUAAAAAAAAAAAAAAAAUGUGACUCGUUCUAUUUGCACUUGGCUCCUCAGAUUCAAUUUAUAAUUUCCUGUAUCAGGAAAAAAGAUCUUCCAAGGCUCUUUGAUAGAUAGCUUUUUUUAAAAAAAAAUGUAACACUAGAUUAUAAAACAAUUUAAAAAUGUUUUAUAUCUUGAGUUUUUGAAUAUGUAUAUUUUUGCAUUAGUGCUCUCUCUCUCUCUCUCUCUAUAUAUCUCUAUUUUUCUUUUCAAAUUCGUUUUUUAAAUCACUACUAUUUUUAGAAUUUUAGAUAAAUUUUAAUUUAAUUUUAAAAAGGAAAAAUUACAACUUUUAGGUAGCUCAAUUAUUUUAUUUUUUUUUGUUUGUUUUUCGUUUAAUAGACAGAUUAUAUUAAUAAAUUUUUAUUAUAAUAAGAAAAUUUCGGAGAGCCUUUGUGGGAGAAGACUUUUUAUUUUGCGCGCACAUUUUCAAAUAUUGAGCAAUUAAGUAUGUUUGAACCAUUGUUUUAACCUCAAAUUAAAUACUUUUGACUGAAGAAAUUUUUUGUUUUUUAAAAAAAUUGAAUUGAUGUUCUUUUGUAAAAAGUACUUUUUUGUUAUUUAUAUAUAUAUAUUAUUAUUAUUAUUAUUAUUAUUAUUAUGUAAUUUAUUCUCUUUGAGGUUGAAUUUCAAAAGUGGAUCGAACACUCUUAAAGCGAUGAAAUUUUUAAUAUCUCUAUAUAGUGAACAUUGAAAUAUUAGUCACUUCUUUUAAUAUUUCUUGUGUAAAACAUUUCAUCGAUAGAUAUCAAAUAGUCCGAUUAAGAGAAUUAAUAGAGUAUCGUGUAAUAUUAGCAGAAUUAAAAAAAAAAAAAAAAAAAAAAAAAAAGAUUAUUUACCUUUCAUAUACACAUUUCACGUACAAAAAGUGGAUAAUUUCAAAUCCUUGACUGUUUUGUUAAACAGUUUCACAUUUUGUUUAAAAAAAAAAUCGAUGGAAUGAAUGUUGUAAAUAUAAUAUUACGAAUAAUAAUAAUAUCUUUUGAUUUAA